This is a messenger RNA of Urocitellus parryii (Arctic ground squirrel), 3620 nucleotides long. RefSeq names its product FKBP prolyl isomerase 5 (gene Fkbp5). Gene Ontology annotation, molecular function: protein binding; peptidyl-prolyl cis-trans isomerase activity. The record is from RefSeq and is a predicted model, not a curated record. Lineage: Eukaryota; Metazoa; Chordata; Mammalia; Rodentia; Sciuridae.
CUGCCAGUCUCAGGCGGCGUUGUCCGGCGCGCGGGCGGCCUGCUGGGCGGGCUGAGGGGUGAGUGGGGCGCGGGCUAGGCAAAGAGGGACGGAGCCGGCGAGCCACCGCGGCGACAGGGUUCCUGCUUACAAAAGACAAUAUGACUACUGAUGAAGGUGCCAAGAACAAUGGAGAAAGCCCAGCAUCCACUGUUGCAGAACAAGGAGAAGAUAUUACCUCCAAAAAAGACAGAGGAGUAUUAAAGAUUGUCAAAAGAGUGGGGAAUAGUGAGGAAACACCAAUGAUUGGUGACAAAGUUUAUGUCCACUACAAAGGAAAAUUGUCCAAUGGAAAGAAGUUUGAUUCCAGUCAUGAUAGAAAUGAACCAUUUGUUUUUAGUCUUGGCAAAGGCCAAGUUAUCAAGGCAUGGGACAUUGGGGUGGCUACCAUGAAGAAAGGAGAGAUCUGCCAUUUGCUUUGCAAACCAGAAUAUGCGUAUGGCUCAGCAGGCAGCCUCCCUAAAAUUCCCUCGAAUGCUACUCUUUUUUUUGAGAUUGAGCUCCUGGAUUUCAAAGGAGAGGAUUUAUUUGAAGAUGCAGGCAUUAUCAGGAGAAUCAAACGGAAAGGAGAGGGAUAUUCAAACCCAAAUGAAGGAGCAACUGUAGAAAUCCACCUGGAAGGCUGCUGUGGUGGAAGGAUGUUUGAUUGCAGAGAUGUGGUAUUCACUGUUGGUGAAGGAGAAGACCAUGACAUUCCAAUUGGAAUUGACAAAGCCCUGGAGAAAAUGCAGCGGGAAGAACAAUGUAUUUUGUAUCUUGGACCACGAUAUGGUUUUGGAGAGGCAGGGAAGCCUAAAUUUGGCAUUGAACCUAAUGCUGAGCUUAUAUAUGAAGUUACGCUUAAGAGCUUCGAAAAGGCCAAAGAAUCCUGGGAGAUGGACACCAAAGAAAAACUGGAGCAGGCUGCCAUUGUCAAAGAGAAGGGAACGGUAUACUUCAAGGGAGGCAAGUACAUGCAAGCAGUGAUUCAGUAUGGAAAGAUAGUAUCCUGGUUAGAGAUGGAAUACGGUCUAUCAGAAAAGGAAUCAAAAGCUUCUGAGUCAUUUCUGCUCGCUGCAUUUCUGAACCUGGCUAUGUGCUACCUGAAACUUAGAGAAUACGCCAAAGUUGUGGAGUGCUGUGACAAGGCCCUUGGACUUGACAGUACCAAUGAGAAAGGCUUAUACAGGAGGGGUGAAGCCCAGCUGCUUAUGAAUGAGUUUGAGUCAGCAAAGGGUGAUUUUGAGAAAGUGUUGGAAGUAAAUCCCCAGAACAAGGCUGCAAGACUGCAGAUCUCCAUGUGUCAGAAAAAAGCAAAGGAGCACAACGAGCGGGACCGUAGGAUAUACGCCAACAUGUUCAAGAAGUUUGCAGAGCAGGAUGCAAAGGAAGAGGCCAGUAAAGCAAUAAACAAGAAGACUUUAGAGGRCGUCACCAAUGAAAAAGGAACAGAAAAUCAAGCAAUGGAAGAAGAAAAAACUGAAGGCCAUGUAUGACGCCACGCCAAGGAGGGAAGAGAGUCCUAAUGAACUCGGCCCCUCCUCAUUGGGCUUUUACCCAGCUCAGGACUAAACAGUGUUUAGUGUAAAGUUUGUUAUAGUCUAUGUGAUUCUGGAAGCAAAUGGCAAAACCAGUAGCUUCCCCCAAAACAACCACCCUGCUGCUGCCCAGUGGGUCAUUGAGUGGGUGGCGUGGGACCACUCCAGGUAGAACAGAACAGAAAGGCUGUUGUCGCCAAGAGAUUGAGCCAACAGCUGAGUCCAUCUCGUUUCAGUUUGUCAACCUUCAUAUCCAUCACAGGGUCCCUGAAGAUAAUCCUAAUGAUUUGGGGCUGUUAGAUUUUACAUUUGAAUUUUAAUAGCACUGCAGAAACCUUUUUAAAUAUGCUUAAUCAAUUUCUCCUUUCCUAUAGGUGGGUAGGUCGAGGGAAGGAGGGUGAGCUGGUUUUUUUUUUUUUUUUUUUUUAAAUGACUAAAGUGCUACAAAUACAACCUAUUGCAUUUGUAACCAACAGAACCCAAAGGCAAGAGGUCUGGAACCCUUCAGUUCUAGAGCAGCAUCACAUACUUGAGAGCAAGAACCUGGGAGGCCAUGAGCUUUGCUGACUUUGCAGCUUCCCAAGCUCCUUCCUCUGCCAGCCUCAUGUGAGUGUGGCUUUCUGCCACACCCAGCCUGCCCUGGGCGAGUCAUUUUGUCAUUCAUUCCCACAACACCCUUCAUCAAUGAUAAUGAGCAGACAGAAGCUUCUGGAUUUGCUUUCCCUGUUUUGGAUGAAGUUUUUGAGAUGCUGAAAUGUGAAAAAAGCCAUCAAAAUUGUGCUUUUUUUUCCCUCCCCAUUCCUUUGAGGAAACAUUGUUAGUACACCUUACUUUCUGCAGCAUUACUAACAUUCAGCUUCUGUUCCCUUUCAAAGCCUUGCCAUUAAGAAUUUAAUACUUGUAAUAGCUUGACCUGGAGUGGAUUUUUUUACAUAUCCAUUCAGUAUAAUGCAGCUUUUUUGUCUUUUUUUUUAAUUGCUCAUAAACAUAUGUAUACUGGCUUAUGAAACUUUACACUCCUAUUAUGCAAAAAAAAAAAAAAAGUUGACUUUUUACUACUUAGUACCUUAAUUUAAAAAAAAAAAAUUAUGGGGUUGAAAAAAAUAAGUAGUUGUUGCUCUUCUACAUUAAGGGUUUUACUGGCAGGUUCACCAGGCAGAUGCUUCUAUCCUCCUGCACUGGUAGCUUCUUCCUUCUGGUGUAAGCUGUAAAAGAGUUGAACAGCUUCCCACUAAGAGGUACAUCUAGCCUAAAUCUCCAGUACUUGGGCAUUAAAUUAGAGCAAGUCUUAAGACAAAUAUAUACAUGUAGUAGCAUUUUAGUUCUUUUGGGUAAAUAAAUAAACACUCAUGGGAAUGCAUUUGGCAACCUAAAGAAUCAUUUGCCUAAAUCUAGAACAUCUCACUUCCUUAAAUCUUAAAGAACACUGGCUGUUAGUUACAUUUUGAAUUAGUUAUUCUUUUUAUGCUGGUUUUAACACUUUCAUUAUUAGGUUAGGACCUUAAGACCUAAAAAAUCAGGUCAUUUUCUUUUAUUUUCCCUGAAACAAAUAGAAAUAAAUUGUGAGGUUUUGCUUUUAAUAGUAAGUAAAACCCCUCUAAUUCCUCAUUUAGGCUUUUGUCUUUUUUUAUGUAAUAUUUCUUUUAAAAGCCCCAGUCUUACCUAGGAAAUAUGAAAAGCAAAAGUCAAUUUUGUGUAUUUGCUUAACUGCUUAAUAUUUGUAGCUCUGUUGACUAGAGCAUGAAAUUAAUGAGGCCAAGACUAAAAUUUGAGCCUAGCUUUUUAUAGGUAACAAAUAAGAAAACUACUCCAAAACUCAGAUGACCCCAGCCAGCUGUGUCCCCAUUGUGCUGUGUGCCAGCAGGGGAACUGGCCAGUGUGUGGAGAGAGAGGUGGGGCACAGAUAGUUCCAAUUAGAUGACAAGGGGCUGUGUGAGACUUCACGUAUUCUUGUAUCAAACUCAGUAACCUUAAAGUGUGUAGAAACCAGAAGAUGUCUUGGAAUCAAUCACCUUUCAGACUGUAUCUGGAAUGGUGAGGCUGCAUAGGAUGAAUUUUUAAAAU